This is a messenger RNA of Scylla paramamosain (green mud crab), 1094 nucleotides long. RefSeq names its product derlin-2-like (gene Der-2). The record is from RefSeq and is a predicted model, not a curated record. NCBI's taxonomy places the organism in Eukaryota, Metazoa, Arthropoda, Malacostraca, Decapoda, Portunidae. Gene Ontology annotation, molecular function: ubiquitin-specific protease binding; misfolded protein binding. Gene Ontology annotation, cellular component: Hrd1p ubiquitin ligase ERAD-L complex; endoplasmic reticulum membrane. Gene Ontology annotation, biological process: endoplasmic reticulum unfolded protein response.
CACGCCCCGAGUAAACGUAAACAACCAAGACCGAGACCUAGACAGUGGCGGAGUGGACUAUGAAGAGUGAUCCCAUUUGACCUUAUUUUACCUUCCCCUGCCUCGCCACCCCCGCCUCCCUCACCCCCUCGCCCACUAGCCAGCCCCACAGGUGCACGCGUGUGUGUGUGUGUGUGUGUGUCCACCCGUCCGUGUACACGCUGCCAAACGCACAUGAUGGCCCACCUCACCUUUCAGCAGGAGUACAUGCAGAUGCCGCCGGUCACACGCGCGUACACGACAGCUUGUGUGGCCACGACGAUCCUGGUGCAACUGGAUGUCGUUUCUCCGUUCACUUUGUACUUUAAUCCAACACUGAUUCUUCGGCACUACCAGGUAUGGCGUCUCGUGACAACAUUCCUCUUCUUUGGCACCAUGGGAUUCAACUUUCUGUUCAACAUGAUCUUCACCUACCGAUACUGCAGGAUGCUGGAGGAGGGGUCCUUCAGGGGGCGUACAGCUGACUUUGUGCUGAUGAUGGUGUUUGGGGGCGCGGCCAUGAUGGUGUGUGCCCUGUUCUGCCAGCUGCUGUUCCUGGGCCAAGCGUUUACCAUCAUGCUGGUGUACGUGUGGGCCAGACGGAACCCCUAUGUCCGUAUGAAUUUUUUUGGGCUCCUUAAUUUCCAGGCGCCAUAUCUCCCCUGGGUGCUGCUGGGGUUCAGUGUCCUCCUGGGGAACUCCGUUUUGGUGGACCUGGUGGGGAUUGCUGUAGGACACGUCUACUAUUUCCUCGAGGAUGUGUUUCCCCAAAGAUCUGGGGGCAUUAGGAUGCUCAAGACACCAAAAAUACUGGCCAGACUGUUUGAGGCCCACCCUGAUGACCCUGCCUACAAUCCCCUGCCUGAGGAGCGGCGGGGCUUCCCCUGGGGUGAGGCGCUGCAGGGGGCCUGGCCUCAGGGACGGGAGGGCCAGCAGCAGCAGCAACAGCAGCAGCAGCAACAGCAGUAGUAGAAGUGGCGUGUGUUUGUGUGUUGCAAGAAAAUAAAAAUUAGGCCUCCUCCUCCUUCUCCUCCUCCUCCUCCUCCUCCUCCUCCUCCUCCUCCUCCUCCUCCUCC